This is a messenger RNA of Jatropha curcas, 710 nucleotides long. RefSeq lists its product as uncharacterized. The record is from RefSeq and is a predicted model, not a curated record. Gene Ontology annotation, cellular component: nucleolus. NCBI's taxonomy places the organism in Eukaryota, Viridiplantae, Streptophyta, Magnoliopsida, Malpighiales, Euphorbiaceae.
AAAAAAAAAAAAAAAGGCAAUCUCUCUCUCCUGAUGAGGUAUUGAAAGACAUACUUUGUGCCAAUUACUUGCCUAACAUUGUUUUGUUUGAUUUUACGUUUCAAAAUAGUCCAGAAUCGUGAUCUACGUUAAGAUGUCGGCAUUUGAGAACGUCGUAAGCGGGAAGCUCAGGCUGAAGGGGAAACCACUGGAAGUGAAAACGGGUGGCAUUUCUAAGAAGAAAAAGAAGAAGAAGCAUGAAUAUCAUGAUCGCCCCACAAUAGGUAUGAACAAUGCCUCUUUUGAGGAUAUAAAUGAGACAGACAAAGAUGAUGAAAAAGAUCAGGCUGCUAAAUAUGAUGACCAUCUGACGCCAGCUGAGAGGCGUUAUCUUCAGCAAUGGGAGAAAAUUGAUCUCCAAAGGCUGACGAAGAUGGCCAGUAAAUCACACCGUGAUCGAAUACAGGAAUUCAACCAAUAUCUGGCCAAUUUAAGUGAGCAUUAUGAUAUUCCUAAAGUGGGGCCUGGUUAGUUUGUUUCUGUGUUUUGUUUGUCAAUUUUAACUUUGAUUACCUUGUAACUGCAAAAAUGCAAACACUCUGCUGUCUUAAGUUUAAAUGGCGUGAUUUCAAUUCUGAAAAUGACGUCCUGGGAUCUGCAAUUGAUACAGUCUUUAUCUCUACUCACUUGAAAUUUAAACAUUGUUGCAAUAAAUUUUAUUGCUUAUGUCA